AUGUAUCAUACGCACAGUGCACCACAGCAGCACAAACAAUCUUCGAGGAAAGGCAAGAAAGCUUGGAGGAAGAAUGUCGACAUUUCCGACGUCCAAGAGGGGCUCGAGCAGCUUCGAGAUGAGAUCAUUACGGGUGGCCCUGUUGCUGAGAAACCGUCCGCAGACAUUUUUACUGUCGACACAUGUGGAUCCCAAACUGUUCGAAAGAAUUACCAGAAGAGCCACAAACCACUGAGGGCGGAUCAGAUAUUGGCACAGCGUUCAGUGAUACCAGUAGUCGACACUCGGAAAAGACCAAAUUCCAAGAUCACGGAAGGGAUUACGGGACCGUCAAGUAAGAAGCAGAAGAAGGAUUGGGUGAGUGGUAAGGAGUUGCAACGUCUGAAAGACUCCUUAAACGAGAGUAACCUCCUGGCGUCCAGGCGGCUUGACCAUGGUGCGGAUAUGAAGGUAGAUCUGUGGUCUUGUGAUAGUAUGACAAAGGACGGCGCUGCGUUCGACUACCUAGAACAGCCGAAAGCGAAAGUACCCCCCUCUACAAUCCGUCAACCGCCAAUAGCAAUGACGGCAAGUGGCAAAGCCGUCAAGGCAAUCAAGACACCGGCUGCUGGCACGAGCUAUAAUCCAUCAUUUGCAGAUUGGGAUGACCUGCUCAAUCAAGAAGGGCAAAAGAUGGUCGAAGCGGAGAAGCAACGACUCCGUGAGGAACAAUUAGAAGCAGAACGUGCAGCAAGAAUUGCUGCAAUUGCCUCGGACGAUGCAUCAAGUGCUCGCACCAAUGAUGAAAGUGCUUGGGAAGGGUUUGAAAGCGAGUUCGAAAGCCCGGAGUUGCUCAAGAAAAGAAGACCUGAACGAAAGACCCAGGCACAGCGGAAUAAGAUCAAGCGGCGAAAGGAAGCCGAGCGGCAAGCUCUGCAUCAAGCCAAAAUGGCAGACAGGAGGAAACAGGCGCGGGAACUUGAGCAGCUAGCCAAGAAUACGCAUGGAGGACCGGCCAGCACAAGUGAUGAGACGGCAGUAGCGGAAGACGGGAAUGUCUCAUCGGAUGGGUGGGACGAAUUGAUGCUUAGGCGGAAAAGGUUACGAAAUGUUUCUAUACCAGAGAAGAAUCUCGAAGUCGUCCUUCCUGAUGAGCUUCAAGAAUCGCUACGACGACUGAAGCCUGAAGGUAAUCUACUCCACGAUCGAUUCCGUCAUUUACUGGUAAGUGGCAAGACCGAAGCAAGGAAGCCCAUCAUUCAACCGAAAAAGAAGAGGGUAACCUACACGGAGAAGUGGACGCAUAAGGACUUUCGCAUUCUGGUGUAG
Endocarpon pusillum Z07020 is the source of this 1308-nucleotide messenger RNA. RefSeq lists its product as uncharacterized. Gene Ontology annotation, molecular function: 5S rRNA binding. NCBI's taxonomy places the organism in Eukaryota, Fungi, Ascomycota, Eurotiomycetes, Verrucariales, Verrucariaceae. Gene Ontology annotation, cellular component: nucleolus. The record is from RefSeq and is a predicted model, not a curated record. The coding region runs from base 1 to 1308 and encodes 435 amino acids. Gene Ontology annotation, biological process: ribosomal large subunit assembly; rRNA processing. The transcript is spliced from 2 exons.